Nematolebias whitei (Rio pearlfish) is the source of this 1602-nucleotide messenger RNA. RefSeq names its product cytochrome P450 26B1 (gene cyp26c1). The annotation marks the transcript as partial. The record is from RefSeq and is a predicted model, not a curated record. The transcript is spliced from 7 exons. Gene Ontology annotation, biological process: sterol metabolic process. Gene Ontology annotation, molecular function: monooxygenase activity; iron ion binding; heme binding. NCBI's taxonomy places the organism in Eukaryota, Metazoa, Chordata, Actinopteri, Cyprinodontiformes, Rivulidae.
AUGUUCCCCCUGGCCCAGUUCGGGGUGCUGUCGGCUCUGGCCGCCGCGCUCACGUCGCUCGUGCUGCUGGUUCUGACCCGGCAGCUGUGGAGUCUCCGCUGGACCCUGACCCGGGACAAGGACUGCAAGCUGCCGCUGCCGAACGGAUCCAUGGGCUGGCCGCUGGUCGGGGAGACCUUCCACUGGCUUCUCCAGGGUUCCAACUUCCACAUCUCACGUCGAGAGCGUCAUGGAAACGUGUUUAAGACUCACCUCCUGGGAAAACCCGUCAUCCGGGUCACUGGAGCAGAAAAUAUCAGGAAGAUCCUGCUGGGGGAGCACAGCCUUGUGUGCACCCAGUGGCCCCUGAGCACCCGCAUCAUCCUGGGACCCAACACCCUGGUCAACUCUGUUGGAGACGUGCACAAAAAGAAGAGAAAAAUCCUGGCCAAAGUGUUUAGCCGGGAGGCUCUGGAGUCCUACCUGCCCCGACUGCAGGACCUCAUCAAGUCUGAAGUUGCCAAGUGGUGCUUGGAGCCGGGCGCUGUGGACGUGUACAGCUCAGCUAAGUCCUUGACAUUCCGCAUUGCCAUCAGCGUCCUGCUAAAUCUGCAGCUGGAGGAAGAGCGGAUCCUUUACCUGGCUGAGAUCUUUGAACAGCUCAUGAAUAAUCUGUUCUCACUCCCCAUCGAUGCACCACUGAGCGGGCUGCGAAAGGGGAUAAGAGCCAGAGAAAUUUUGCAUGCUAACAUGGAGAGGAUCAUAGAGGAAAAACUGGCACGGCAGCAGGUGGAAGAUGAAUAUCAUGAUGCUUUUGAUUACAUACUGUCCAGUGCCAAGGAGCACGGCCAGAAGCUCAGCAUCCAGGAGAUCAAGGAAACAGCAGUGGAGCUCAUAUUUGCUGCUCACUCCACCACAGCCAGCGCUGCCACAUCGCUGAUUUUACAACUACUUCGUCACCCGGUGGUGGUGGAAAGAGCCAGAGUGGAGCUUGAGGCUGAGGGCCUUAGCUAUCAACAGAAUCAGAGGUCUUGUUCCACCAUAAAUAAAGAGCAGGAUGAUGCUGAAACUGAAACAACCCACCUGCUAAACAGCUGCACUCAAAAUGCUGGCGAUGAGUUUCCACGGUCCAAGUCUCACGUACCGCACCUGACACUGGACAAGCUGAGCCAGCUUCAUUACAUCGACUGCAUUGUCAAGGAGGUGCUCCGCUUCCUGCCACCAGUCUCUGGUGGUUACAGGGUGGCACUGCAGACAUUUGAACUUGAUGGCUACCAGAUCCCCAGAGGCUGGAGUGUGAUGUACAGUAUCAGGGACACACAUGAGACCACACCUGUCUUUCAAAGCCCCGAGCUGUUUGACCCAGACCGGUUUGGUUCGGAGCGGGAUGAAAGCCGCUCAUCUCGGUUCAGCUACGUGCCCUUUGGUGGCGGUGUGCGGCGCUGCGUUGGAAAAGAACUGGCACAGAUAAUCCUUAAAACUCUGGCGGUGGAGCUAAUUGGAACAUGCAAAUGGACCCUGGCCACGAAGAACUUCCCCAAAAUGCAAACAGUGCCCAUAGUUCAUCCUGUAAACGGGCUGCACGUACAUUUCUCCUACCGAACAGAAAAAGUGCUGGAGAAG